GCAGUCGUCUUUAAGACUCAGCUGACCCGUUCAAUAAGUUGAUUGAGAAAACAGUGGGAAUGUCCGCACGGCUGUCCGAGUACUCCGAGUGUAGCUGGACGAAAACUCGAUCGGCGGCCGGACAGUUCUAGGGCGGCGCCAUGAACCGCCACCAGGUGCUCAGCGGCGCCUGCAAUGCCGGCGAUCACUGCUUCGCCGUCGGCUCCGUCGAGGGUGUCCCCUUUACGGCAUACGCUGCUGGGUGCAACAUAGUGAUCUUGGCCAGCACCUUCGAAAGGGUGCAGAUCAUCCCUGGCGCUAACUAUAACUAUAUCAGGAUCAGCUGCAUCGACUGUUCCACGGACACUGGCAAAAUUGCGGCUGCUUACGACAACAAAGUCAUCAUUUUCGAGCCCACCCCGCUGUUGCAAAAUUCUUUUACACACCAAUUGGAUUACCAAUGGAAGCAGACUGCCACCCUGCAAGCAGACUCGGCCAUCUGUUCCCUGUCGUGGAACAUCGAAGGCACCAGGCUGCUGACUGGGGGCGAAGUCCUCCAGCUCUGGCACUACUACCCUCCUCCCUCGGAGGACGAAAACAGGACCGUGACCUUUGAAAUUGGCGAGGAAGUGAGCGAGCAACCCCCGACCUCGCCGAACCACAACAAUGUGGAGCAACCCGCGGUCAGCUGGGAAUGCGUGUGGAAGCAGAGGACGGCCACGCCGACCGUGCACAUGGCCUUCUCAGCCGACGGCACGCUAUUCGCCACUGCUGGCAGGGCCGACAGACUGGUCAAAAUCUGGUUCGAGCAGAAACCCUUGUUGUUUCCUUCAAAAAGCACUGAUGGAAACGCCUCAGUCCCGCACACCAUUAACGAGUUUACAUACGGUUUUGUCUACAUUGCACACCCUAGAGCGGUGACGCAACUCUCAUGGAGGAAAACAAGCAAAUAUAUGCCAAAGGGUUCGGUGGCCAACAUGCUGAUCACCUCGUGCCGGGACAACAUUUGCCGAAUAUGGGUGGAAACUGUGUUGCCGGACGACGGCCUCGUCAACAUGAGCCAGUUCGACCCUCUGGCUGCCCAAAACCCGAAAUUCCGCACUCACAGGCACAAGCACCGAAUCAUGCAAAGGCUGAAACACAUGAAGACUUGUUUCCACAUUCGCCGGCAUGCCAAGAGCCACAACUCUUCUCCGAGCUUGGCUGGCCCCAUUCCAACACUUCCUUCGACCUUCAGCGUGCACGAUUUCCACAAUUAUGGAUUCCAAGGCACUGGUCUUACAACUGGUCUGCAUUUCCACUUGGCCGCCAGCAUUAACGCUGAAACCGAUAUUCCGCUGGUUCCAAGUCUGAUCACAGCUGAUCCUGACCAGGAGCCGAACUUCAUUCUGCACUGGCUGAACAACAAAGAAAUGCAUUUUACUCUGCAAGCAGAAAAUUUGCUACAUGAACUUACCAAAAAGGCUGUUGAAAAAGAGGAAAACUAUGAGCAGCACGACAACGCAACCUUUGUUGACGAUGACGGCGCGUCUUCGGCCAAGCCCAAAAUUAAGCUGGUGAAAGGCUCCUCUCAGGAGGAAAGCAACAGUGAUGAAAUUAGCCAAGGACAUCCUCACGCGAGCGUCCAUUCAGGAGGAAUCGCCAGCCACACAAUGAGUAACGCCACCUCUUUAAAUUCUCUGGCAACCGAAUCGGCUGUGCCUGGCGCACUACCAGCCGGUGAUCCAUUAGACAUGAGAAUCGAAAGCUUGCUUAAAGACUGGCAUCAUGGACCUGAUCUCCUUUUCUCGAUUCAUCCCAUUGACGGCAGUUUCCUCAUCUGGGUGGUCGAGUGGCUUGACGAGUACCACGCUGGCUCCUUCCGCCAGGCGCAAGUUUCCUUCUCAACUCGCAUCCCGAACGCGUUCCCGCUGGGUGACGCGAUGACCAUGUCAACCAACAUCAGCCUGUUCAACACGUGCCAAUCGCUGGCUCUGCGAAACCUGAUGAAGCCGCCCCUGCCGCGGACUAUUCCUACCUCAGCAGCUGGAAUCGUGUCCUCAGAGGGGCUGACGGCGGUAGAAGAGCAUCCAGAGGGCAAUGAUGAUCAGGAUGAGGAUGACGAAGACAAGUCAGGUGCUGAGAACAAGCAAGAAGUGCAGGGCAACCAAGAACAGGACUCAGACACGAGCUUCUCUGACUUCCUCAACUCUAACCCAUCACCGGUGAUCUCGAUGGUGUCUAAGCACAAGAACGGCACGCUCAAUCUCUGGCAGCUAACCUUCUCGGAGAAGUCCAAAUUCAGCCAGGUGCUCAGCAUUAGCCACGCGUCCAGGGCGUCUGGCCACAGGUUCCGGGUUAACGACAUUACCUGCCACCCGGUGCUGCCCCUCUUGCUCACCACCUCGCACCACAACAUACCAGAGAUUACUACGCCCAAUAGCGAUGGCUACGAGUCUCCACAGGACAACUGCAUCAACGACAUGACUAUUCUCAGCGGUUUCUGCAGCGAGCUGAUUUUAUGGAGAGUAGAUGCCGUGGGGCCUUUGUCCAAAUCAGGUGGUGUUUCAGAACUUGCGCGAAUUAACUCGCCCGAGAUCUCCGCCUUUUCCAAUGUCGCUUGGAUCCCAACGCUGCUACCCAGCACCACUCUCGGCAACUUGUCCAACUCUCCGAGCGCGUGCUUUGUCGCGUCCGAUGGUCAAAGUCUUCGCGUCUACCAAGCGGUGAUCGACGCGAGAACGCUUCUGGCCGAGAUCAGCACCUCUGAGCGAAGGAGUAGAAUGAUGGAUUCAAUGAUCAGCAUCUCAGAGGAGAGUUCAAUGGACGACGGAGGCAAGCACGCUUCUCUGCAUAACAAGAUCAAAAUUGUUUCGCAGCAAUCCACAGCUAGGCCUGGAUGUGUGAUUCAGCUUGACGCCAUAGCUGAUGCCACCCAUGACUGGCAGAACACGCAGUUCUUGCACGUGUUCCAAGAACAGUUGAUCAUCGGACAGAAGAGCGACACAGGCCCUGCAGACGGCCUGUUGGGCCCUGACUUGGGACUGAUGGAGACCCAGCUGGGAGCAAUGGUAGAUUUGCAGCAAGCAGCCGUCUUUGAGGAGCCGUUCUACAUCGUGGUGAUGGAGAAGAGUGGCAAGCACACUCUUGUGCACAUGUGGCGGCUUGUGAUCGCCUCCCAGCCGGACAACCCUGAAUUCUGCGGCAGUGUGAUGUACGUGCCAGAUAGUCAGUUGACGCAAGAUGAUGGCGAGGAGGACUUGGACCACCACGUUGGCGCCAGCCACGCCAACCACGAGCCCAGUCGCCACGGUGAGCAUCAGCAGCUGCCGGAACAACAGCAGCAGCCGCAGACCUCACAUGUCAUCAUUUCCACGACCAAAGUUUGCACACAAAUUUUGCCCUUGCCUGACGACGUUGAGGUGAUCCACGCAGCGCCAGCUGCCGGCCACCUCAGUUCUGCCUCGAUUUAUCCGGCCUGUUUUGCACCGUACACAAUCGUGACCGCUUGCUCAGAUAGCACAAUUCGCUUCUGGAACUGCAAGGUGACGAACAAAAAGGAUGAGAGCCGGGAUUAUGAAUGGUGCGAGUGGGAAAUGCGACGCAAGGAUAAAGAGUCCAUGGUUGAGAUUGCAGGCAAGCCGCUGAAUAUCAGUGUAGCCUACAGUGGUCGCAUCGCGUGCGCUUACAAGUACGGAAAAUCAUUCGCCAGGCCCUCUCGAAAGGAUCCGCACGCUAGAUUCGUCAACAUGUGUAUCGCCAUCUACGAAUGUGAGAGCACAGGAGGCUCUGAGUGGGUGCUUGAAGACACCAUUCACUUGAAGAAUAUCAACGUGCCAUACCUCUCUGAACCAGACUUGGACUCGGGCUUGCACACUGCUUUUUUCAAGAGGAAGUCUCCUCUUAAAACCACCUUUGAAGAUCCUUCAGGAAAGCUAAGCACGGAAUCAUCACUGCCGACUGUGCAGAGCUUCAGCACCUUGCAGACACUGCGCAAGUCCAUCUCAGAGAAGGGCAACGUCUGCCCGCUUACCCAGAAGCAUUUGGUCCAGCUUGACUGGGUGUCAAACGAGGACGGCUCGCACAUCUUGACUGUGGCCGUUGGCAGCACAGUGAUGCUGUUCACGCCGGUCUCGAGCGAUUUGGCGCAGGCCAACAUGAAGGCGAUGAAAGAGUCGCAGUCGACGAACAGGCCCAUCCUGCGUAAAGCCUCAUCGCUGGCUGCGCCGCACUUUGUUGACGAGAUCCGCUGGAUGAAGCUGAGGAAAAUCGAGCUGCACACUGCUGACAACCUGCCCGCUCUGCCAAUGCAGAUUUCUUGGGUCCGCGAUGGAAUUCUGGUUAUUGGCAUGGACAGCGAGAUGCACGUCUACUCCCAGUGGAAGCCUUCUUUCUCAAUCACCAACGACCACACACUGCAGCACCAAGAGUCUGAAGAAAUCCACGAUUCUAGAAAGCUUAAGGACGAGCAGCUUCUCAGCUUGGCCCAAGAAAGCUCGCAGAGGCAGCUGGCAAAUGUUCGGUCUAUGACCCAUCUAACCAGAGUCAGCUCAAUUUUGGGAACAGUGUCUGAUAAAAAGAAAAGAGGCCAAUCCGAGCCGAUAAACAUGGACUACAUGCCCGACUAUGGGCUUUUUGAAGCGAGCCGCAUCGCAUGUCCAGUGCUGCCGCAGUAUCACCCAAAACAGCUGAUGGAGCUGCUCAACUCAGGCAAAAUCCGGUGGGUGAAGGCCAUUCUGGCGCAUCUGGUGCGUUGCAUCUCGAACACAUGCUCCAAUCGUCAGGGCUCGGUGAUGCACGCAAGCAGCACCGACGAGGAGAGCAUCUGCAAACAAAAGGGCUGGUCGCGUUCGCGCGCUCUUUCAGUUAGCUACGGCGCCGGUGGCACUACCAGCCCCCUUGAGCAGAGGGGCUCUACCACCGCCAUCCCUGAGGAGCUGAUGCUGGACUACGCAGAGAUCACCUCCAUCCCGCCGCUGCCUCUGUGGACGCUGCUUGCCGCUGAUAAAGAGUCGGCUAGCACCAGCAAACACACCACUGAGGACAACCAGGAUUACAAUGAUUUGUUUGACGCCAAUUUGAGCAUGGCUGAUGAAACCUUGGAGGACAUUCUAGAGGAUGAACCCAACACUCAAAACAGGCCGGAACGUCGGCAGUCAGUUAGCGGCGACCGGCAAGGUCUGUCGCACUUUGGACCGCGACAGGGCCGCCUCCUUUCGCGCCUGCUCACACACACGCAUUUGCCUGGCCUCUCAAGCCUCGACCAGAUGCACUUGCUUGCACUUGCGGACACUGUAUCCACGUGCAACACCGAUUUUGCAGAGAGAUUCGCAAUUGAUGCUGCCAAAACCGCCAUUGCCAAAGAAAAUUUGACAGGAGUACCUGGAGAAGAACCUUCCACAGAUUCGUUGGACGAUUGCGGACUAAGGUUCCUGAUGGCGAUGAAGCACUUCUCAUACCUGCUCAAGUGCUUACCGCUGACCCAGAGGGCUCAAUUCCAGAAACAGGGCGUUGGCACUAACAACAUUGUGUGGGCUUUCCACUCUGAGAGCGAGGAGGAGCUGCUCACCCUUAUUCCAUCAUACUCAAAAAGCACCCUCAGGUGGAGCACCUUAAAGGAAUUGGGUGCCGGAUGGUGGAUUCGAAAUUACACCACCCUCAAAACCUGCAUUGAAAAGGUUGCUAAAGCUGCAUUCCAAAACAAAGAGGACCCGCUGGACGCCGCCCUCUUUUACCUGGCCAUGAAGAAGAAGAGCUUGGUCUGGGCCCUGUUCAAAUCUAAGAGAGAUGUUAAGUUGGCUGAUUUUUUCUCCAACGACUUUACCGAUGACCGCUGGAGGAAGGCAGCUCUGAAGAACGCCUUCUCCCUGCUUGGCAAACAGCGCUUUGAGCAUGCCGCCGCCUUCUUCUUGCUGGCUGGCGCCAUCAAGGACGCUAUAGACGUGUGCAUCAGCAAGCUGGACGACUUCCAGCUGGCCAUGGUGAUCGCCAGGCUGUAUGAAGGCGAGUUGGACCAGACGCCACCAAGCCUGCGAAAGCUGCUCUAUGAGGAAAUCCUUGGUUUGAGUGUAGAUGGCGAGGACUACAGCCCGUCAAAGGCCCACCCAGACCCCUUCCUCCGCUCCAUGGCGCUGUGGAUCCUGAAGGAUUAUACAGGCAGCCUAAACACGCUGCUGCACACUAACAUCGGUUCCAUGCACCCGCAGUACAUUGACGAGGACAAGCCAGACGCCGCCCAGGCCAACCCUAACGUCUUCAACUUUUACGUCUACUUGCGGACGCACCCGAUGCUCAUCAGACAAUACAUUGCUUCCUCUGCCCAGGACAAAAACAAAGGACACUCGGUUGUCAUUUCUGGCUUCAGUUACGGCGGCUCGGACUCAAAGUCAUCCAAACAGGACAAGCAGUUGCUAUUAGAAGACUCAAUCACGCCACUGGAGCGCCAGUUGUACUUCACCACUGCCCACGCUCACUUCAAGGCAGGAUGUCCAGCUUUGGCGCUGGAAGUGCUCUCAAAAUUGCCCAACAAGGUGUUAGACUCCAAUGGAGAUGAUUCGCCAAAUAUGCUGAGCAGUCCAACCAAGAUCCGAAAGCAGGAUUCACAAAUCGAUACUGGAACUUUAUGCGAACAGACGGGCUGGGGAGGAGCCAAUUCUUUCGAUAAGAAAGACGAUGUGUUUGACUGGUCCCAGCCUGUAAGCAAACCUAAGGAAGAAGAAAUCACAUUCGACUGGUCACAGCCAGCGUCCAAAUUCGAGGAUGAGCCGCUUGACCUGGGCUUCGGCAAGGACGACGAUGACGAAGACCUGGAAGACAGCGAUGAGGAAAAGAAAAAGAAGGUAGAGCAAAAGUUGUCAGCUGCUGACACCCUUGAAGAUGAGCACGAUGAGCGGGAGCAGACAGUACCUCUGGACAUCAUGGCCCAGCAGCUCAAGUUUGUAGCCUGUCUAAAAAUUCUGAUGGAGGAGCUGUCCACUCUGGCCACUGGAUUUGAGGUCGACGGAGGCCAGCUCAGGUACCAGCUCUACCUGUGGCUUGAGCGCGAGGUGGAGGCGCUCAGGCAGCUCUGCAACUACAGCGCCGGCGAGGACGACGCGGCUACCGCGGACGAACUGCUUUUAGACGAGUCCAAGGAUGUUACAGUGACUACCACCUCGUUCAAAGCAGGAGAGAAGCCGACUCUGCAUGAGAUUUUGAUGGCCGAAAAGAUGGACUUUGAGGCCAAGGUGCAGAGAGCUGCCAAGCGCAAGAAGUGGCUAAAAGCAAACGAGACUCUGCUUCGCACACUACUGAGCUACUGCAGUUUACAUGGCGCCAGCGGUGGUGGCUUGGCCUCUGUGCGGAUGGAGCUGGUGCUUUUACUUCAAGAGCUGCAGCAGGAGAAGACACAGCAGCAGCUAUUGUCGCCCCUGCCCUUCCCAACCACCCUGCCGCUGCUAUCUGCGAGUGUGGCCUGCAACAAGACCGUGGUGGCCGACCCGGUGCGCCACCUGCAGGCCAAGACGCACGACAUGCUGCAAACCAUCAUCGAGUUGCGCUACCCGCCUAUGCCCACCAGGAUCCACUUCUCAGAGGUCUUUGUCCUCAGGGACCUGUCCGUCGCACUCUCCGCCUGCAUCUACCAGUCUCUCUGCGACUCGGACACGUUCAGCGUCAAACACGUUCACCAAGAUGGUUACCAAAGCGCCGGUAUGGAAACGCUGGCUAGACUGAAUGUUGUUUCCCCAAGCAGUCAUCUGAUUGCGAGCUCUGGCCGAAGGAGGAGGUACAGCAGCGACGAGCCUCUGCAGGUGACGACCCUUCCUAGCAAGUGGCCAGGUGUUACCAACCUGCGAGCGUUGCUUGCUCGUGAAAAGGACGAAGACACACCCAAACUCAACGUCCUUCUCUGCGAGGCCUUCAUCGCCACGUACAUGAGUCUUGUUGUGUACGCCAUGUCCACUUGUGACUGCAACAUCCUCUUCAGACUGGUUGGUCAGAAGUUCAGCAACGCCACCUGGGCCAGCCUUUAUGGUGGGGGCGUAAAGAAGUUGCUCAGGGUGGCUAGCACCCUUCCUGGACCACAGACUUCCCAAGGAAGUGUUGAUAAGGAGGUGCCACCAAGCACGGACACUGCUGGCGCCAUGUGGAACGCGGUGACCAGCCUAACAAAGCAGCGGGUGCGUCUGAACAUGAAGCUGCUGGGCCAGUUUGGCAGCCAGUCAGGUACGCAGCCGAUGAAAGAGGACCGGCCGACCUACCGCGAGCAGUUCGUGCCGCCUGAGAUGUCGAUGGUGUCCUACUUCCUGAUCAAGCCUCAGCCGCCAGUGGACACUGAAUACGUGGACUACGACUCGGCAGACUCUGCCGAAAGCGAGGUGGAAGAGGAGGAGGAAGACGUCUUUGAGGGUUCCACGACCGGGAACGAACGCGAGGACAAGGACAACACAGAGCACUCAAACCCCAACAGCUUCGCGUGGUGCGUGCUGAGGCUCGCCAUCACCACGCUUGUGCAACACCAACUCAAGGACUUCCUCAACGUAGCGGGCAUUGAACUCCAAGCAAAAAAGAAAUUGUGGCGUGACCAACGAUUUUCAGAACUACCAGUGAGCAGUCCGCUGAUCCAUGCUGUGCUGCGCGUGGUUUACCACUGGGUGGAGGUGCUGAAGGACGACCUGGACAGCAAAGGUGCUGCGCCAAUCGACUUCAUCCCAGGCUGCUUCGUCGACUCAAACACUACCUCAGGCCCUGCCAUCCACAAAUAUAGAUCUCUGCUCGAGAAAUUCAACACACCAUUCCAUCCCAAACACCCCGCCGCCUCGCCCGCCAGGCGUCUCUGGAGCUACCUGGUACGCCAGGAAGAGGUGCAGGACAUCUUCAUCCGUGCCGUGUUUGGCAAGAAGCGCAUGAUGACGCAAAUCCUGUCCGGAGACCCGUUGAUGCGGCCCGAUGACGGCGCACCCGAUCCCAUCCACCACCCUGCCUUGCCAGAGCCAGUCCGCAUCAUCCACAAGGACCAGGACUCGAUCUCUGCCUUCUGCCUCAACGAGGUGUCUAACGGCUUGUUGGCUCUGGCAACUCCGAAAGAGGUUCAAGAAAUGGACAUUUCGUUGCUGCUCGAGUCGCCAGCGUGGUUUGAAGAUGAAUGUGAUUUUGACAUCAUCAAUUUGUCAAAGGAGCCGGAGUUAGUUCCAGCGACCAGUUUCUUGGUCAUCCAGACGGCAAGCGACCGGCCCCUGUUGGCGCAGGCGUCGCCGAACAACGCGGGUUCGCAUCCAAACACGUACGGCUCCUCCCCGGCUGCGCAGGGUGGCAUGGCCGGACAGACCGGACGGGGCGCCUCAGUGAUUAAAGGGCUCAACUUCCCUGGGUCACACAACCCGCGCUUCUGUCAGUUUGUGAUUGAGCGUAGCAGACACAUGCUGAAGCCGGUCCACAAACAUAAAAUGGACGGUAUUCGCCGAAUGAGCGCCCACCCUCUCAUGCCAGUUUACCUGAGCGGCUCGCAGGACGGAUCCGUGCAGCUGUGGGAGUGGGGUCACACCCAGCCAGUGGCGACCCCCCGGCCUCCGGGCACCUUUGCCAAGGUGUCCAGGGUGCGCUUCAGCCAGCACGGAAACAAAUUUGGCGUUGCCGACGGAGACGGCCACGUCAGCCUCUGGCAGGUCGGAAUGGCCUCCAGCGUCUCCAGGCCCUUCUUCAACUACCAGUGCCACAGUAAAAUGGCCAGCGACUUUGUGUUCCUGGGCUCGUGUAGCCUGCUCGCCACGGCUGGACACAGUUCCGAGAGCAAAAACGUGUCGCUUUGGGAUUCGCUGCUGCCGCAGAAGAAGGCCCUCGUCACCUCUUUCGCUUGCCACGAGCAAGGCGCCUCAAGUAUAAUUUACGCGCCGCAACACCAAGCCAUCAUCUCGGCGGGCAAAAAGGGUGACAUCUGCAUUUUCGACGUCAGGCAGCGCCAGUUGCGGCAGCGCUUCCAGGGUCACGAGUCCGCAGUUAAGUGUCUGGCGCUUGACCCUAAUGAGGAGUUCUUUGUCACUGGCUCCGCUGAUGGAGAUAUCAAGGUGUGGAGUAUGUCGACGCUGCAGCCAUAUUUCAUGUUCCCCGGCGAGCACGCGCGUUCGAGUUUCUUCAAGAACAUCGGUCAGGGUGUGACGCAGCUGCACAUCGACUCAAGCUCGCGGCUCUUCUCGUGCGGCGCCGACGGCUCGAUGAAGGUACGCCAGCUGCCUGAAAGAGACUUGGUCGUGCAGUCCAUAUACUAGUUCCACUUCUUCGCCCCGACACGUGCACUUACUUUCUUGACAAUAUAAUCAACACUCUUGAUUUGACUCGAUUUUUGUGGGAGGCAUUUAUGAGUUUUUUGUCUAUUUUCUCUUGUUGUUUCGGGUGAGCGAGCAAGCUCGCUGCUCUUGUUGCUGUUCAAAUAUUCAACGUGUCUUUCAAACAAGAUCAAUUGUGCCGUGAAUAGUUACUCAGCUGAGAAAAAUUUACCUGUUGUUACGUACCGUAAACCGAUCUAAUAACAAAAGCCGCGUUUUUUUUUAAAUAUGAAAAGUCGAAAAAGAGGGCGUUGUUUUUUGAGCUUGCUUGUUCUGAAAUUUGAGGACGAAAAAUUGGCCGGGAAAUCCUAUAUUCUCGUGGGUGUAAAUCGACAAUAUGUAAAGUUAAGAGUCGUUUGAAUUGUUGCGUUUGGAGCGAUGUCGGAAGCUGCUUCACAAACGUGUAAAUUGAUUAUCCCACACUUGUAACAUUUCCAUAAUAGCAAUAUAAUAAUGGACAAACCACAUUAGCUGUCGGUUGUUGUAGUCGAACGUAGCGUGUUAAGAAUCACGCCGGCGGAGCUGAAGUUCGCCUCGUUGAAACUGUGUAAACCGAGAAAAAAUGCGAAGAAAGUAAGGAAGAAAGCGUUUUUGCCUCUAGUCCCUCCCAGCAGUCGGUGCUUGAUUUAAUUUUCUUUCGUUUUAUUUUUAUGUCGUCGCCAUUAAACAUUCCCCGCGCAUUGCUCUAGGGUUACGGCCGAUGAAUUUGUUAUUUUUUACUAUGUUGUAUUGUGUAAGACUUUAAAAAGCUGUUUAGACGCUAACGGAGUCUGAGCAUUAAUUCGAGCGUUGUUAAUUUCGCCCUACUCCCUCCAUUGUGAUAUUUAAGCUGAUUGUUUCAGACGAGAUUCGCGUCGUAAGCGAAAAAGAACAAAAGAAUUGGCGACUUACAUGGUUCUUAAUUAUAAGUCAGGAAAUCGUUAUUCGCUAAAUAAUUACAAAGUGUUUGAUCAAGAAUAUAAAUUGAUGAUAAAUACCCAUA
Molecule: messenger RNA, 11241 nt
Organism: Cloeon dipterum
Lineage: Eukaryota; Metazoa; Arthropoda; Insecta; Ephemeroptera; Baetidae
Gene: Rbcn-3A
Product: Rabconnectin-3A
Exons: 42
Coding region: 141-10202 (3353 amino acids)
Biological process (GO): vacuolar acidification
Cellular component (GO): RAVE complex
Molecular function (GO): protein binding
Source: RefSeq, a predicted model, not a curated record